Penicillium samsonianum is the source of this 369-nucleotide messenger RNA. RefSeq lists its product as uncharacterized. NCBI's taxonomy places the organism in Eukaryota, Fungi, Ascomycota, Eurotiomycetes, Eurotiales, Aspergillaceae. The transcript is spliced from 2 exons. The coding region runs from base 1 to 369 and encodes 122 amino acids. The record is from RefSeq and is a predicted model, not a curated record.
AUGGCAGCGGUAGUUGCGACUGGUGCGAAUGCGCAGUGUUUGCCCCUUACAGGAGAGGAACACCAAAAACCACAGCACCAGUUGACACACCUCGGUCGAUGGAAGACAUCGCCAAGGGAGCCCGCCACAUACAUCACGGGAUACAUCCGUGCUGUCCGCCAGUUCGCACUCAACGCCCAACGGGGAGACGGCCAGGGGAUGGCCAAGGUGCUCGAAGCGCUGACCAAGAUCAACGCCGACACCGAACGUCUGAACCAGCGAAUUGAUACCAUUGAAAAGACACCAAAGAUUUUAUCAACCAAUGUGUCCACCUCCGCGGCGAAUUCCGCAGUGACGUGGCGCCCAUGGACAGGCGAUGUCGCAGUCUAA